CUCCCCUCCCCCCCCCCAGACCGCCCGCAUCCUCCGUCGCACCCCACAGGGCCCCCUGCAGCCCAGCACGGCGGGAGGGGGGGGCCACGCGUGGUCGAAGAGCAGCCCCUACCCGUGUUCCCCGCCUCACGCACGGGCGUGGUGCCCCCGUGCCGCCCCCCCACGCCGUCGCUGUGCCCGCACACCCCCAUUGCAGGAGCGCGGGGUGCUGCGGGGCUACCGGGGGAGUGCCCGUAGAGCCCCCCCCAUCCUCCAGCCGGGAAGGACUGGAGGGGGCACCGGGCCUGCCUUGGGGACGCAGAGGGGGGGCUCCUGUCGGGCCAAGCCCCCCCCACCCGCCUCGGGUAGGGGCUCCCCCCGGCAGCCAUGGAAAUGCAGAAGGGGAAGGGGGGAGCGGCAGGAGGAGGAGGAGGCAAGUUGCUGCUCUCCACCCUUCUGGAUGCCAAGGAUGAGUUGGAGGAGAAGCUGGAGCGGUGUGUGGGCAUCGUGACUUCGCUGACCAACGGGCUGUCGGAGCGGGAGGCCAACGACGCCCUCAACGCACACAUUUGUAAAGGAACCCCCCAGCACGAGGAGAUCUGCCUGGGCCUCUUCACGCUGGUCCUGACCGAACCCGCCCAGGCGCAGAAGUGCUACCGGGACCUGGCCCUGGUGAGCCGAGAUGGCAUGAACAUCGUCCUCAACAAGAUCAACCAGAUCCUCAUGGAGAAGUACCUGAAGCUGCAGGACGCCUGCCGCACCCAGCUGGUGUGGCUGCUGCGGGAGCUGGUGAAGAGCGGCGUGCUCGGCGCGGACGGCGUCUGCAUGACCUUCAUGAAGCAGAUCGCAGGGGGGGAUGUGACGGCGAAGAACAUCUGGCUGGCAGAGAACGUCCUGGAGAUCCUGACGGAGCAGAGGGAAUGGGUCCUGAAGAGCAGCAUCCUGAUCGCCAUGGCCGUGUACACCUACCUGCGCCUCAUCGUGGACCACCACGGCACCGCCCAGCUCCAGGCGCUGCGCCAGAAGGAGGUGGAUUUCUGCAUCUCCCUCCUCCGCGAACGGGUGUCCUGCAGCUCCUCCAGUCGAGGACCUCGCGCAAAUUCCUGGCGUGCCGCCUCACCCCCGACAUGGAGACCAAGCUGCUCUUCAUGACCUCGCGGGUGCGGUUCGGUCAGCAGAAGCGGUACCAGGACUGGUUCCAGCGGCAGUACCUGUCCACCCCCGACAGCCAGUCCCUGCGCUGCGACCUCAUCCGCUACAUCUGCGGCGUGGUGCACCCGUCCAACGAGGUGCUCAGCUCCGACAUCCUGCCGCGCUGGGCCAUCAUCGGGUGGCUGCUCACCACCUGCACGUCCAAUGUCGCUGCUUCCAAUGCCAAACUGGCUCUGUUCUAUGACUGGCUCUUCUUCAACCCCGAGAAGGACAGCAUCAUGAAUAUAGAGCCUGCCAUCCUCGUGAUGCACCACUCCAUGAAGCCUCACCCCGCCAUCACCGCCACGCUGCUGGAUUUCAUGUGCCGGAUCAUUCCCAAUUUCUACCCCCCGCUGGAAGCUCACGUCCGGCAGGGGGUCUUCAACUCCCUCACCCACAUCGUGGAGAAGCGCGUCCUCGCUCAAAAUCGAGGAACCCGUCUCCAUGGAGAUGGACAAUCACAUGUCAGACAAAGAUGACAGUUGCUAUGACCACGCCGAGGCCGCGUUCAGUGACGACGAAGAGGAGCUGAACAGCAAAGGGAAGAAGAGGGAGUUCAGGUUUCAUCCGAUCAAAGAAACCAUCGUGGAGGAACCCGUGGACAUCACGCCGUUCCUGGACCAACUGGACGAGUCGCUGAAGGAGAAGGUUCUGCAGCUGCAGAAGGGGAGCGAUACGGAAGCGCAGUGUGAGGUCAUGCAGGAAAUCGUGGAUCAAGUCCUGGAGGAGGACUUUGACUCGGAGCAGCUGUCGGUGCUCGCCUCCUGCCUCCAGGAGCUGUUCAAGGCUCACUUCCGCGGCGAGGUUUUGCCGGAAGAAAUCACGGAGGAGUCUCUGGAGGAGUCCGUGGGGAAACCGCUCUACCUAAUAUUUAGGAACCUGUGUCAGAUGCAGGAGGAUAACAGCGGCUUCUCGCUGCUGCUGGAUCUGCUGUCGGAGCUCUACCAGAAGCAGCCCAAGAUCGGGUACCACCUCCUGUACUACCUG
This is a messenger RNA of Numida meleagris (helmeted guineafowl), 2157 nucleotides long. It is a transcript of the gene INTS3, whose product is annotated as integrator complex subunit 3. Gene Ontology annotation, cellular component: cytoplasm. The record is from RefSeq and is a predicted model, not a curated record. NCBI's taxonomy places the organism in Eukaryota, Metazoa, Chordata, Aves, Galliformes, Numididae.